AUGACUACAACACAUCCCUAUACUGUUCCUGUUAUUGCUGGCGAUUUACGUCGUGCAGAAUUUAUUAAACAAGUUGCUGAUACAUUUGAUUAUUUGGAUACUGUAUCACAAGAUAUGUUUAAUCGUAUAGCUUUACGUUUAAAUGUUUAUCGUGCACAAUUAAAUAAAUUUGAUGAACGUAUUCAACAUGCUAAUGCUCAUAUUGAACGUAUAAAAGGUUCAAAACGUGCUAUUCAAGUUCAUUCAAGUGCACGUUAUCCAGUUGAACAAAAUCGUUCAACAUAUAAAUCAAUAUUUGAAUGUGAUACAGAUAAUGAUGAUAAUAAAGUACCUGUACUUCAUUAUAAUUUAUUUCGUUUAAAUGAAACAAUUGAUAAAUUUAUUGAUCGUAAGGAUAAAGAAUCAAAAUCAAAUGAUGAUACAUUAAUUGUAUUAAAACAAUAUGAUGAUAAUUUUAUUCAAAAAACAAAAAAACCUAUUUUAAAUGGUUUAGGUAGACCACCAACAAAUAUUACAUCAGUUGUUUCAUUUCUUAAAUAUAAUACACAAGAAAAUCCUUAUACACAACCAACAAAAAUUGAUCCAUUAAAUGUUGGUGGACGAAUACGUAAACAAGUUGAUGAACCUGCUCAAUCACGUUUUGUUGAAACUCCAUUACCUGCUUUUUAUAAACAAAUGUCUGAACGUCCAACAAUAGGUGAUUUUGGUUAUAAUCCUACAUUAGGUCUUGUACCUCAACUUUCUCUACCUGAUAAUUUACCUGAACUUGAAAAUUAUGCAACCUUCGAUGAUAAUACUGCUAUCGCUUGGACUGGACAACAAAUGACAUCGAUUGCACCUUCAUUUGCUAUUUCAAUGUUACCAGAUAUUAAAGAUUUAACAUCAACAACAACAACGACGACUGUACCUUUAAUUGAACCUCCAAAAACAACUGUACCUGCUCCUCCACCGGUUGAUAUGCCGACUAUUAUACCUCUUAUAUCUGCUUCAAACUCUGUUCCUCCUUCAACUGUACCAUUACCACCAAUAGCUCCACCAUUACCUUCGGUUGUUCCUUCAGUAUUUACACCACCAUCAACUGUUAAUGAAUCACAAACAACAACUAAUAAUGAAGUGAAUACGGAGAAUAACAAUGAUGAUGAUGAUGAUGGUGGUAAUCCUUUACUUGCACAAAUUCGUAAUUUUGCAAAAACAAAUAAACUUAAAUCAGCAUCUAAAACAAAUCCAGUUGAUGAAGCACCAUUACCAAGUUCACAUGAACAAGAAAGUAUUAUGGAUAGUUUAAAAAAACGUUUAAUGCAACGACGUGGUUUUAUAACAGGUGAAACAUCAUCAUCAACAUCAGCAAAUUUAGCUGAAAAACCUGUUGCACCAUCACCAGUACCACCACCAGCUUCAACUGGUGGUGCAUUUACAGAUGCAAUUGCAGCUAAAGCAAAAGAAAUAGCUAAUCAACAACAAAUUCAGAAAGAUGAUUCAGAUAAUGAUGAUGAUGAAGAGAAUUGGGAAUAA
Messenger RNA from Rotaria sp. Silwood1, 1512 nucleotides. The record is from the annotation of a GenBank genome assembly. NCBI's taxonomy places the organism in Eukaryota, Metazoa, Rotifera, Eurotatoria, Philodinida, Philodinidae.